UCUCCAAUCUUCUAAGUAGUCCGUCAAAGUCCAGAAGCAUCCCAUCAACGGCAAGAGGGAAAAUCUGAAAAUACAAAUAUUCUUCCGGUGAACACCCACCCACCGUCUCUCCUUCAGUCCUCCUGCCGGCGAUAUCUAAUUCCUGAGAGGAAGGUAGGGUGAAAACCUCGUUAUUUGCAUAGAAAGAAAAUGGUAACGUCUUCGGUUGUCAACACAUACCCACUGUCCAGCUAUACAUUUGGUACUAAGGAGCCCAAAAUGGAGAAGGACACCUCCGUCGCCGAUCGCCUUGCUCGUAUGAAAGUCAACUAUACGAAGGAGGGCAUGAGGACUAGCGUCGAAGGAAUUCUAUUGGUACAAGAACACAAUCAUCCUCACAUUCUUCUAUUGCAAAUUGGGAACACAUUCUGCAAACUUCCAGGUGGACGCUUGAAACCAGGAGAGAAUGAAAUCGAGGGUUUGAAAAGGAAACUGUCUAGUAAACUUGCAGCUAAUUCUCCUGGCAUUCAGCCAAAUUGGCAGAUAGGUGAGUGUGUGGCCAUCUGGUGGAGGCCAAAUUUUGAAACCAUAAUGUAUCCAUAUUGCCCUCCACACAUAACAAAACCCAAGGAGUGUAAGAAGCUCUUCGUAGUUCAUCUAUCUGAAAGAGAGUACUUUGCUGUCCCAAAAAAUCUGAAGCUUCUUGCAGUGCCAUUGUUUGAACUUUAUGACAAUGUUCAGAGAUAUGGACCUGUGAUAUCCACGAUUCCUCAACAGCUUUCCAGAUUCCAGUUCAACAUGAUCCACUCGUAGAUUAGGUUAGGUGGACAUUCAGAACCUCCUUCUGGCAUACAAUCCCAAAAAUACAUUAAGCUUUUUACUUGAGGUCCUAUAUUUUCAGAAUGAUAACCUUAUUUUCUGACGUGAUUCUUUCUUUUCCAAUAGGCAUAUCUACCGACUUUCGUGGAUAUUUGUUUUCAACUUAGCUUAUUCAUGAUAGACAUAAAUUAUAGGUGUAUUGUUGUAAGCUUUGAUGGCCUGUCUGUUGUAAUGUACCAUAGUUAUACGUUGCCAUGUAUUUCUUUGUUUGUUUUUGAAUGUUGACAUGUUAGAUGGAAUACCGCUGCUAUGUUUGGACAGAACUGUACUUAGUGAUCUCCCAACGGAACCACUUCUUGAGUUUGAGUUUACACUCAGCAUGAGAUACAGGCCAUUUACAUCACUCCCUUGAAGACUCCUUUUUUAUUGGCUUCAACAGGAAAGAAUUUGGAUACAUAAAAUUGUCUUAGCAUCAAGUUUCAAUGAAACUAGACUUGUAUAAUUUCAUUUUUCCUUUCAUGUAAAAGGCUUUUAUCUUUCCGUUCGUUCCUAAGUUAAGUGAAUUGCAUGUACAGAUUUGUCGAGGAUUGUAAUUUAGUUAGUUGCUAUGUAAUUUUAUAACAGUGACGUUAAAGUUUGAGCCCAACUAAAUCUACCAUUUACUUUAAU
This is a messenger RNA of Solanum tuberosum (potato), 1467 nucleotides long. RefSeq names its product pre-mRNA cleavage factor Im 25 kDa subunit 2. Gene Ontology annotation, biological process: mRNA 3'-end processing. Gene Ontology annotation, cellular component: mRNA cleavage factor complex. Gene Ontology annotation, molecular function: mRNA binding. The record is from RefSeq and is a predicted model, not a curated record. NCBI's taxonomy places the organism in Eukaryota, Viridiplantae, Streptophyta, Magnoliopsida, Solanales, Solanaceae. The transcript is spliced from 7 exons. The coding region runs from base 190 to 792 and encodes 200 amino acids.